AUGAGCACUGAGAAUAUUCAUAACAAUUGCUACAAAGCCAUCAAGAUUCGGAAUCUAUGGAAGAGGAAGAACACCAAAGAAUGGGUUGACAGCCGCAAGGCUAUCUUUAAGAACUGCCAGAACAGGACUUUUGAAAUGAAGAAGAAAGAUGAUAUUAUCAGCAAGGAAAUGAUCAACGCCACCCUCUUUAGAGCAGGUAUCCCAAGCACUUCUGAGAUGAGUCGACUUAAGAAAAUUCAAAUAAAAUAAAUUCAGAAAAGAGCAAGAGAAGAAAUCUCAAAGCCAAGGUAAUGAAAGGAGUAAGACCGUCAAUGUCAGGAGAGUUUCUCAGCUCCAAGCUGAGGCACAAGUGAAGGCUAAUAAGCUAGGCAACCUCAAUACAACAGAUUCCACAAACUCUCAGCCAGGCGUAGCUGAUAUAAAAUAAUGUCCUACUCAAGAAAAUUAUGAAAUCAUUUACUUUGAAAUAACAAGAAGAGCACUGAUUUGUCACUGCAGAAGAUAAAGCGUCAUCAGACGUUCAACGCUCAGAACAAAAGUGAUAAAUAAGUCAAGUCCCAACAAUUCGAAGCCUCGGAAGAUGACCUCUGAUAAAUCUAAAGAGAAAUUACCAGUGAUGGAAUAUGUUCAGGACUUGCUACACUCACAGUUUGAAAUAAUCUGUGGGACAAAACUGACCAAGCACAAUCGGAAGUAUUUGAAAUUCGAAAAGUCACAUCUUGAGGAGCACAUUUCUAAGAUUAUCAAUGACUUUCCGAUUCUUAACAAAACUAUUCCUGAAGUGACCUUUAAGCACUUUGGAAUGAUUGAAUCUCAAGUGAUUUCCCUCGGGAAUUCACCAAAAAUAAGCCUUGAGGAGUUCAAAGACUUGUUUUACUACUUCUGAGAUCCUCAAAAAGCUCUCAAAGCUACUUUCGAUUGUAUGUUGUGAGAUUUAGUCAAAUGAAAGGAUGGGUCUAUAUUCAAUGAAUAUGCAGGACGAAAUAAAGGCAAGAAUCUGGUUGGUGUCAUGACCGUUGGAACCAUUUAUAAAUUCUUUGAGAGCAAUAUCAAUAUCCAGCACGAUAUCCAAGCUAUCACUAGGGUUUUCGAAAGGAAGAAAAAGAUCAUAAGUAAAUAUAAAGAAGCUGAUCUUGAAUAUACUCUUAAUAAAUACAAACGCCCUCAAACUGUUCUCCCACAAGGCGUAAGAAUUCAUGAAAGAAAUAAGGAGGAAGAGAAGUACAGCCUUGGCGGAUCGCCCAAUGGCAAAAAGCUUAGAUCCAGGCAUAGAAAACUUCGAAAAAUGGACUCAGAUGUGUCUUGAGUUUACAAUAACUUCACAAACACUGGGAUUAAUAUUCAAACCCCUGACCACAAAAAUAAAUCAAGAACUUUUAAAGGAAGAAGGAGGUCUCGGAUAAGUAAUAUUUCAAACCCAAGUUCUGUGAAGAACAACCCCAAUAAACUUCGAAAACAUGACUCAACAUUUGGAAACUUGUCUCUAAAAAGAGCUCCCUCAAGCAUCAAAGAAAUUGAACUUUUAAAAUAAGAAUUCAAGUUCAAAAUCGAAAAAUGUAAUUGAACUGCGAAAAUCAAGCAAGAGGGGUGCUCUAAAUCCGAAGGCUUCGAAGUCACCUCUCCCAAAGUUCGAAAUCCAGGAUGUAAAAUAACGAAUACAUCGUGCUAAACACAAAUGUGAGAAUGAAGCAUAAGCAUGACAUUUACGAAUGCUUUAUUAAAUUCCAAGAAUACUCAAAUAUAAAUUUCCGAAACAGGGGCUAUCCUGACCUGCUUCUGUUACUAAUAUACCUCAUAUUCGGAGAGAGGCUCUUCCACCACUAUGUAGCCACUGUGCUAGGAUUUGGGUCCAAGUACCCCUACAUAGACGCUUUGGAUGGAUUUAAAGUUAAAUAUUAGAUUAAGCGU
This is a messenger RNA of Moneuplotes crassus, 1908 nucleotides long. The record is from the annotation of a GenBank genome assembly. NCBI's taxonomy places the organism in Eukaryota, Ciliophora, Spirotrichea, Euplotida, Euplotidae.